GAAACACAAACGUUAUUCGAGAUUGAGGAACGAAAGCAUUGACAAAAAACAAUCGAGUGACAAAUUUUCAAAGAUCAAAGCAACUUGCGUGGCUAUGUAGGCUUUAAAAACGUUGACGAAUUUCAUAUCAGAAACAUGCUUUUCCAUAAAGUGGCAAUUGGACUUUGUUCUUUAAUAAUCGUUCACCCAGUAUUGAAACUAUUUGGCAUUACUUGGGAUAAGGGGACAGUAGAUAUUGACGUCAUCACAGCUACUGAAGACGAAGAAAUGAGUACGAACGUCUAUCACAAUGGGGUCCUGUUUGGUGUAUGGGUGGCAGGGGUAGCCAUCUCAAUGGGCCGUUUGCUCUCUGCCAUCUUCGGAGGAUCCGGAAAGAAUGGAAUUGAUGCAGAAACACAGACUGACCCCAAAACAGAAGAGAAAGAACUCAUCCAAGAACCAGAAGUAGAUGAACUGAACAUAGUGACAGAAAGAGAAGAACUCGACAAAGUGACAGAAAUAGAAGAAGUUAAAGAAAUCAAAGUUUUCAAUCAGGAAUCGUAUAUCAAAUUAAAGGGGAUGGAACAGGAGAAUGAAGACGAUGAUGACCCAUUGAGAAGCCCAUCAAACGACGAUGUAACAAUGCCAGUAGAAGUAGUUUCCAAGGAGGGCAAAGGCGAAGGGUCAAAUAUCGGUGACCCUAAACUUGAUGAAAAGGAAGAUAAUGUAGUGAAAUCUGCCACGAAAAUCUCAGUUUACAAGCUUCCAGCAAUUAAGCGCCAUUCUUUCAUGAUUCUCCAAGAUGGAAUGAAUUCAUUGAAGCAGUCAGUCAGUGGAAGAUUGAGGCUGGAAAAGAUCACUCUUGAUGGGGUCAGAAACUUCAUCUUUAUUGUGGCUAAAGGCACCCAAUCUCAGCUGAGUGAGCUGGAGUCCAAGGUCAAAGCCGACUUCCGCUGGUUGACCCCUGUAAGAGAGCCCUCACCUGUCCUAACUGGAGCCCCACUCACCCAGGAGCAGAAAUGGGUCUCUAGUACAAGUCCUAAGGCACUGGAUAUGUCACGCAUCCCCACCAGAGCUACCAGCCCUAGGACCAGGUCCCAAACACUUAGACUAGGUCUAUCCCACAAGACACCAAAUCCAAAGUCUCUCACCAAUUCCCCAAAGUAGAUUUAAAAAACAAACAAUGUAUUACUAAUAAGAGAUACAAUUACUAACAUAUUCAAGGUUAAAAAAUAGGGAUAGGGAUCAAUCCAAAAUAAUAAUUAUAAUGGGAAUAUGAGAAGUUUCUGUAGGUCAAUCACUAUAAAAGCAAAUUAAUAAUUCCAUAUGAGUAUGAUUGACAAGAGUGCUAUUGUAAGUUGGUAUAGUAAUAGAUAAUGAUUUAUGAAAUAUCAUAUGUCAUAAAUCUUAGGUAUAUAUUUGGUCUGAAUUAUUAAAAGACUUCCAAACUGAUUAUUUAGACCUGGUGGAAACUAAUUUAAGGAUAAAGAAGAAGCUGAAGGUAUAUUUUAAGUUUUUAAAGGAACAUGUGAUGGUAAAUGAAGUGUAACUGAAUCUGAAACAUGUUACUCAAAAGGCAAGAAGGUAUUUCGCAUAAAAAUACUUUUGAAUGUUACACACUGACCGAACUGCAAGAUCUUUGCAAAAGAACAAAACAUGUUUAAUAAAGAGAGAGAGAGUAGUAGACACACCAUGAGUUAGAAAUCUUUAUUUGGUUUUAUUACAAAUAAAUUCAAUUUCCAUGUUGAUGAAAAUGAACAUCAAUGCAGUAAGUGAAUUAAAAAAUCAUUUUUUUUUAAACAGGUAUUCUUGUUGGAUAUUCUUAUGUCAGGAGUCAAAGGUUUAUAUAAACCUAGGGAAUUUAAGCAAAGAUCUACCAUAUCAUCAAUAAUUAUCCUAUCAUAACAAAUUUGGUAACAAACAAAACAGCUGAUAAUGCCAGAAUUGUAUUUCUCAAAGGUUGAAAUUCAUGUCAAUUUGGACUAAACCCCCCCCCCCCCCCCGAUAUUGUAACGAAAUGUUAUGCUAGAGCAUGCUUCCUUACUAGGAUAUUUAAGAUUUUAUUUUAGGGUGAAAAUUUAGAUAAAUGGAAUAAUUGAGUGACAAGAUGGUGGUAUAAUUCUUGCAAAAAAUUAUUCACAAAAAAAUAUAUAUUUAUGUUUUCCCUUGAAUUACACCACCAAGUUUUGCCCUAAGUUUACCAAAUCACAACAAGAACAUUUCUGGAGAUAAAGUAGAUGUUAUCACUUUUGUGAAAAGGGAGAUAUUGUGAAAUUUUCAGGUUUAUGUAACCCUAUGCUCCAGAGGAAGUGCAGCCAUCAUAUAAAGCUGUUUUUAAAGUUACAAUUGAAAAUCAUCAAAAUAGGAUGAAUAUCAGUAGUUAUUUUAUUACAAAAUAUAAGAGAGUCAUUUUACAUGUGUGGAUCAAUAAAGCAUAAUUUGAGACAAAUGAAUGAACCUUUAACCAAAAAGGUUGAUCAGUAAACCACUUUAAAAGUACAUGUACAGGAAGGUAAAUACCAGUAAGUCUUGUAAAGUGGUUACCUUAACAACAUUUUCAUGGAUAGAAAUAGAUCCAUUUAUCUCAAAUGAUGAUUUAUUGAUCAAUACAUUGAUACUGUACACUCUUAUAUUUUGUAGUAGAACUUCUGUUACCCUAUUUUGACAUAUUAUAAAUUGUAACUUGACCACCUUGACCGAAGUAAAAAGUGAAAUUGAAAAUCAUAAAUCAAUCAACAGCUUCGCUUAUUUUUUUUUCAAACAGUUACCGGUACAUGCACAACUCAGUGAUAUGCGAAUGAGAACCAUAAAAUGUUUAAACAAUGGUAAAUCCACAUGUUCAGGGAGGAAUAAAACUUUGUUUUACAACGUGGAGAAAAUUAAGAUAUUUCAUGUCAUAUAAUGAAAUACAAAAGAAACAGUGAGUGAAUAAAUGAGAGAUGUCAUCAGUCACCAUCAUUUGCAUACGCAUAAGGAUGUGCACAUGACUGUUUUAUGAAAUUAAGCAAAAUGUCAUAACUUUCUCAUUUUACACCCGAUUUUGAUGACAUUUUUCAGUGUUAUGCUUGUUGGAUUUUUCACUUUUUAAUCAAAUCAAUGUUGGGGUGGACUUGUCCUUUCAGAAAAGUAUUACAUGGAUGCUUAAAUCACUGAAACCUUGUAAAAGCUUUGGACUAUUGAUUUUUACCAUGUUCUAUCUGUCAAUAAUAUAGUGCAGCUUCUGUAUGCUAUCUGCAUUCAGAUUGUUUGUAACAGAUUUUCCUGACAUAGCGAUCUUAGCU
Messenger RNA from Lytechinus pictus (painted urchin), 3260 nucleotides. RefSeq lists its product as uncharacterized. The transcript is spliced from 6 exons. Lineage: Eukaryota; Metazoa; Echinodermata; Echinoidea; Temnopleuroida; Toxopneustidae. The record is from RefSeq and is a predicted model, not a curated record. The coding region runs from base 136 to 1146 and encodes 336 amino acids.